Penicillium lagena is the source of this 1029-nucleotide messenger RNA. RefSeq names its product IMPACT family protein. NCBI's taxonomy places the organism in Eukaryota, Fungi, Ascomycota, Eurotiomycetes, Eurotiales, Aspergillaceae. Gene Ontology annotation, biological process: regulation of translational initiation. The record is from RefSeq and is a predicted model, not a curated record. Gene Ontology annotation, molecular function: protein binding. The transcript has a single exon. The coding region runs from base 1 to 1029 and encodes 342 amino acids. Gene Ontology annotation, cellular component: cytoplasm.
AUGUCACAGCUCGAAGCCCUGCAGAACCAGGAGCUCGCCGAAGAAAUCGAAGCCAUCAAUGCCAUCUACGAGCCCAACACCGUGACUGUGAGCCGCACCGCGACGACCGCCGCAACGAACCACACCCUUGACCUGGGGAAUGCCGGAUCCCCGAAUGAUAACAAUGCAUACACCGCAACCGUAGCGCUCCAGAUUCCCAAUCAGCCGCAUCUUUCGUUUCUGCUUGGCUUCUUGGCUUCAUACCCCGAAACCCGGCCUGUCGUGCUGGGGACGGCGUCCACCGCGGCGCGCGGUGAGGGGAAGAUCGCGGUCGAUGUGUUGCAGGAUAUUGUGCAGCGGACAUGGCAAUCUGGAGCAGUCUGUCUCUUCGAUGUUAUCAGUGAGGCGGUGGAGACGUUUCCGGAGUUGAAAAUUGGUGGAAGUAAAGACGACGGACUGGGAGAUACUACGCCAGCAGCAGAUGAAGCAGCUUCGGCUCAAAUUCCUUCCACCAGUGAAUCAGCAGCGACCAUACCCGCUGAAGAGUUUGCCGCGCUGUCUCUGCGAGAUACAUUCGGGCUCGACCACCCACCAGCUUGGAUCCUUUCCGACGUGGUGACAGAGAAGAAAUCCGUGUUUUUGGGUCGCGCCGCCCGCGUCGAGAGUCUAGAGCAUGCACAAGCGUUUCUGGACCAUCUCACCGCGACAGAUCGAAAAGUCGCUGCGGCAACGCACAAUAUCAGUGCCUGGCGCAUCCGGCAUAAGAAAGCUGGUGCCCCGAAUGGAGAAGCAGAGACUGUCGUCCAGGACUAUGAUGAUGAUGGGGAGACGGCUGCUGGUGGUCGUUUACUCCAUGUCAUGCAGUUGAUGGAUGUAUGGAAUGUGGUCGUGGUUGUCACGCGGUGGUAUGGCGGGAUUCAUCUUGGACCGGCGAGGUUUCGCUUGAUCAAUGAUGUUGGUCGUGAUGCCCUGGUUAAGGCGGGCUUCACUAAGGAAGAUAAUGCCCCAACGGGAAGCGCCGAGAAGGGCAAGAAGAAGAGCAAGAAGUGA